UGGCGGAAAGAUGGCGGCGCCCAUGGACUGUCUUGAGUCCAUGGAGGGUGAAGGCAGCGCGGGGCGUAGGGCGUCCGGGGUGGAGGUGGCGCUUCCCUCGGACCCCGCGGCUCCCGCCCCGCUGUGCCCACAUGGGCCCACUCUUCUCUUUGUAAAAGUGAGCCAAGGGAAGGAAGAAACUCGGAAGUUUUAUGCCUGCUCAGCCUGUAGAGAUAGAAAAGACUGUAAUUUUUUUCAAUGGGAAGAUGAAAAGUUGUCAGAAGCGAGACUUGCUGCCCGAGAGGCUCAUAACCAAAGAUGCCAGCCUCCUCUAUCUCGAACACAAUGCAUAGAAAGGUACUUAAGUUUCAUUCAGUUGCCCUUGACUCAAAGAAAGUUCUGUCAAAGUUGCCAACAAUUGCUGUUACCUGUGGAUUGGAGGGAGCACGGGGAGCAUCAGCUGUCAGCUGGCAUUUCCAUCACCCAGCUCAGAAGGCCCAGUCAGCUCCUCUACCCCCUGGAGAACAAGAAGACGCACGCCCAGUACCUGUUUGCUGACAGGAGCUGCCAGUUUCUGGCAGGCCUCCUUGCCACCCUGGGAUUCAGAAGAGUACUGUGUGUUGGAACGCCGAGGCUCCAUGAGCAGAUCAGGCUGACAGCACCAGGUGAGAAGUCCAACAUGAAAAGCCUUUUAUUGGAUAUUGAUUUUCGAUAUUCACAGUUUUACCUGGAAGAAAGCUUUUGCCGCUAUAACAUGUUCAACCAUCAUUUCUUUGAUGGAAAGGCCGCCCUUGAAGUAUGCAAGGCAUUCUUACAGGAAGAGGAAGGUGAAGGAGUGAUUAUGGUGACAGACCCUCCUUUUGGUGGCUUGGUUGAACCUCUUGCCAUUACAUUCAAGAAGUUAAUUGCUAUGUGGAAAGAAGGUCAAAGCAAAGAUGACAGUCACAAAGAACUGCCCAUUUUCUGGAUUUUCCCCUAUUUUUUUGAGCAACGGAUUUGUCAGUUUUUCCCAAGCUUCCGCAUGCUGGAUUACCAGGUAGAUUAUGAUAAUCAUGCGCUUUACAAACAUGGAAAGACAGGUCGAAAACAGUCUCCUGUGCGGAUUUUCACCAACGUCCCAGCCAACAAAAUAGUCCUUCCUCCAGAAGAAGGGUACAGAUUUUGCUCCCUUUGUCAGAGAUAUGUUUCUCUUGAGAAUCAGCACUGCGUGCAUUGUAAUUCUUGCACAUCCAAGGACGGCAGGAAAUGGAGCCAUUGCUUUCUCUGCAAUAAGUGUGUGAAGCCGUCCUGGAUACACUGUAGCACCUGCAAUCGCUGUGCACUUUCAGAUCAUUCCUGUUCCGGUCCUAAAGAUGGCUGCUUUAUUUGUGGUGCAUUGGAUCACAAACGCAGCAAUUGUCCCCGCAUCGGCACCUCUAGGAGAGCUAACAAAGCUGUCAGAAAGCAGAAGCAAAGAAAAAGUAAUAAGAUAAGAACGGAGCCACUAAAGGACAAUCCAUGAAUCACACAUCUGCUCCAAGAAGAAAGAAGAGGAGGGAAAAGGCCCAUCAAUAUCCUCGCUCUUAAAUGUCCAGUGACUUGAGAAUAAGGAAGAUUUAUAGUCCAACCUUUGAUGCCAUUUUCUUCAAGUGCCACACUGGACUUAAAUCCAGAUGCUUUCAAAGGUGUGCCUCCUCCAAAGCCCGGCAAUAGGCAGGUGGCAUUUGCUGGCUGAGUCCCUUCAGCUGCCCUGCAGACCCUGGAGCCUUCUGUUCUGUCUGUAUGCUUUUUCCACUCUUUAAAUCCCUACCAGUCUUUAUUUUGGCUUCUUUUAUCUGAAAAAUGGGUAUACAGCAUACAUUGACAUACAAUACCAGAUAGAAAUGCAAAUGAAAAGCUUUUGUUUUAAUUUAGAUAUGAAACAAUUUUGUUAAAUGACCAAGCAAUAUAGUAAGGUACAUUUGGCCCAUAUUCCAUGGGCCUGUUGUGCCCCAGGACUGCUAUGAAUGUGGCCCAACACAGAAUCAUGAGCACACUUAAAAUAGUAUGAGGCUUUUAUGUGACUUUUAUUCAUAACUUGAUUGCACAGUCAUUGAGUGGACUUGACAGCUGAUGUCAUGUUGCAAUGUCAAAAGGUUAGAUGCUCCCAGAUACUUUUAACAAAAAGUGUGAUACAUAGUUAUUUAUAGAUUGGAUCUGAAGAUGAUGGGGAAAUUGUUAUUGAAGCGCUGUUGAAAUAAAAUAUUGUAAUUAUUUUUCAUUAAAUCUUUAUUUUUUCA
Meriones unguiculatus (Mongolian gerbil) is the source of this 2237-nucleotide messenger RNA. It is a transcript of the gene Zcchc4, whose product is annotated as zinc finger CCHC-type containing 4. The record is from RefSeq and is a predicted model, not a curated record. NCBI's taxonomy places the organism in Eukaryota, Metazoa, Chordata, Mammalia, Rodentia, Muridae. The transcript is spliced from 13 exons. Bases 11 to 1480 code for a protein of 489 amino acids. Gene Ontology annotation, molecular function: rRNA (adenine-N6-)-methyltransferase activity; zinc ion binding; nucleic acid binding. Gene Ontology annotation, biological process: rRNA methylation. Gene Ontology annotation, cellular component: nucleolus; cytoplasm.